AGCGUGUAAAAUAGAGCGACGCGUUAUACCCAUAUUCAAAUCAUGUUAAAUGAGUUGCGUCCAAAGAAAGGUUGACAAAUACUCCACAGCACUAGAGCAGAUAGUUGAGAGUAAUUUCUCAUGUAAGACUGACUAUCGAAGGUCACUAAAAGGAUAAGCCAAACAUCAAAUAUGUCAAGACAAGAAGUGUCAGAGCAAAAUGACACCUGUGGUGGUAGAAAUAUCAUGAUAACGUCACAAUUACUGGAAAUCUUCCUUUAUGGUAAACGUAAAAUUCAGGGCAUUGACCUAGAAAAUGCAAAACGGCAGAAGACUGGUGACGGAAAAUACCCAAAGCAAGUGAAAUGGUCCUCUUCGUCUCAUCAGUCUCACGACAUACCAAGUCAAACAAUAGAAGCAGGAAAGUCUGUACGCCGGAUUUUGGGCCCUGCUAUAUACGAUAUUAAGUUGACGUAUGCUGUUCUAUCAUUUCCUAAUGAGGUUCAAUUGUGUACCUCCAGUAUCCCUGGUCAUCAAUAUGGAGUGUGUGCCAAGCUCCCUUUUCCUGUUGGUACUUGGAUAGGUCCUUACGAAGGACAACGAGUAAAGCCAAGUGAGAUGUCAGACAAUAAUCAAUCCAGAUACAUGUGGGAGAUCUACGAGGAUGGAAGUUUCUCUCACUAUCUUGAUGGAAGUGACGAAAAAUGCUCCAGCUGGAUGAGAUUCAUCCGCUGCGCUCGUCACAAAGAUGAGCAAAACAUGGUUGUGUUCCAAUAUGGAACGAAUAUUUACUAUAGAGCUGUGCGAGAUAUUCCAUCUGGCUGCGAGUUGCUAGUUUGGUACAAUAACAAUUACACCCAAUUUCUUGGAGUACCACUGGGCCUUAGGAAUGUUCCAGGUGGCAAGAAUGGACAGGAAAAGAUCACAGCACAAUCAGGUAACCCAGUGCCUCAAGCGGAAGUCAAGCCUGUGUUGAAGGAGAAGAAUACUGAUGAGAAUGAUACAGAUCUAAAGAUAUUUCAUAAGCAAUAUAGUCCUCAGAAAACACCAACAACCAAUGUUACCUACUGUAACUCGGAGUGCAAGCCAACUUUACCACCAAUUUAUGGCUUGUCAUCUGAUAAAAGCAACCAAAUACGUCAUCAAGUUUCACAUUACAGUGAUAUGAAUGGCAAAGGUUUUUCGUUUUCUUCUAGGCUCUCCUCUUCAUCAUAUACGUCGGUUUCCCCCUCGUUUGAAGCCCUUCCGCACGAGGGAAACAGCGUGGGUUACACGAACCGGCUAGUAGGCAUACCUAAUAAUCUUAGUCCAUCAGAUUCGAUUGUAAAGGGCAGUCUCGCAACUAGCGAAAAGCCAUAUCAAUGUGGACAUUGCUCAAGCUCUUUUGCUUUGCCUUCAGAGCUAUCUUCUCACGUUGUCACGCAUGCAAAUGACAAACCAUUUAAAUGCGGUAUCUGUAGUCGUUCGUUUGGAGGGGCAAAUACUCUGUACAAUCACAUGCGUACCCAUACAGGUAAUCGAGCGUUUCUCUGUAGCAAAUGCGGGCGUACUUUUGAGACUGCAACACAGCUUAGUCGGCACGUCAGAACCCCAGGAGAAUGUCCUAUGGUAGGAAGUACACCCCAAGAAGUAAUGUGAGCUCCAUGAUUUUAUACUGGAAGUUCUUGUUAACAGACGUCUGUGUUUCAAAGUAACGCCAGAUUAUCUUAUUGAUCUGGCAUGACUAUCAAAUCACUGUUUUUGGGUACGAGGGAGUACGGACUUGUGAGUCAUGAGUGUACGUGUAAAAUUUGGACAAUUCGAAAAUAUAUUGGCGGCAGGACCGUUCCAUGACAAUGGAGAAAAAAGAUUGCAUCAUGAAUAGAAAACGAUUAAUAUAAUUUAGUACAGAGUCAUUACUCAAAAUAGAGAAUAAAAGUUUGAAGGGCUUAA
Messenger RNA from Xenia sp. Carnegie-2017, 1911 nucleotides. Its product is annotated as putative histone-lysine N-methyltransferase PRDM6. Gene Ontology annotation, cellular component: nucleus. Gene Ontology annotation, molecular function: protein binding. NCBI's taxonomy places the organism in Eukaryota, Metazoa, Cnidaria, Anthozoa, Malacalcyonacea, Xeniidae. The transcript is spliced from 5 exons. Bases 172 to 1617 code for a protein of 481 amino acids. The record is from RefSeq and is a predicted model, not a curated record.